Prunus armeniaca (apricot) is the source of this 300-nucleotide messenger RNA. The record is from the annotation of a GenBank genome assembly. Lineage: Eukaryota; Viridiplantae; Streptophyta; Magnoliopsida; Rosales; Rosaceae.
AUGAAUCUGGAUCCAGUGCUCGGCUUACGAUUGUUAAUGUGGAGGAGGAGCUUUCUAGGAAACUUAUUGGUACUUCUGCCUAAGGUUGAAACUUGGUCCGGCAGGCUGAAGAUGCAAUGCAUGAAUGAAAUCAAUGCAAAACUAGAUGUCCUGCUUGUGUAUGCUGCACCCCUUCACCACAAGGUUCUUGCUGCAAAUGUUGUGCUACACCUUCAUCACCAAGUCGAAGUCAGUCUGAGAGAAGUUCUCCAUGAGAGACGUACACAAAUUGAUAUGGCAAUGAAAAUGAGUCUAAGUUAA